AUGGUUCUAAAGCGAGCAACGAGAAAGCUCUGCUUAUUUAAAGUCCCUGCUUGCAGGCUGAACGACAGAGCGGUCAAGCUGGCAGCGGCAAAGUGCAGUUGUACAGUUUGUGGCAAACCGCAUCACGUUCUUCUCUGUAGGAAUAACCGAAAGGUAUCUCCCAACAACACUUCUGUUGGUGAAGGUGACGGCGCCUCCACAGUAUGUGAGCAGGCAUUGGCUAAUGUGUCAUCAACUCCACGUGUUUUGCUACAGACUUUGGUUGUGAUUCUGAGGGGAGAGGAAAGGUGUCUCAAAAUCCGUGCAAUUAUUGAUACUGCCUCUCAGAGGUCCUAUAUCUUGAAGAGCACUGCGGAAAGAGUCGGUUACCAACCAAUGAGAAAGGAAAAUCUGAAACAUUCGUUGUUUGGAGGUUCUUGUACGGAUAUUUGCGAACACGAUGUGUACAAGGUACACCUCUCGUGCAUAGACGAUAAAUAUCGUUGUAAUUUCGAUGUAUUAGACCAAUCGACCAUUUGUUUAACCAUUCCCCCAGUUUCCCAGGACCUGUGUCAGGAUGAGUUGUCAAAUAUGGGGAUAUCCUUGAGUGAUUGUCAAGGUCCCAUCGAACUGCUCAUAGGGGCAGAUGUUGCUGGCAAACUGAUGACGGGAGGAAUCCAGAGACUCAAAUCGGGAUUAACUGCUAUUGAAACGAAGCUGGGUUGGACGAUCUUAGGAUGUGCAAAGGAGCAUUCCGUACCAACUGAAGACUUGAUUGUCACUUCGAUGUUAAUUGGAGAUUUGCGAAUUCCUGAUCUUUGGGAAUUAGAUAUUCUUGGAAUAAAGGACCCUGCCGAAAAACAAUCAAAGGAGGAACUGGAACAAGCAUCUAUCGAACAUUUUGAAAAGACACUGAAGAGAGACAGUGAUGGUCGGUAUAUGGUAUCCUUGCCUUGGAUAGAAGGUCGCCAAGCUCUACCAAAUAAUAAGGUUCUAGCCGAGCGAAGAUUAAGAUCAGCAGUGAAGACUUUACAAAAGAAGGGCCUGGUUGAUGCCUAUGAGGGAGUCUUCGAGCAAUGGCUUGAAGAUCAAAUAAUAGAAGAAGUGAAAAACGUUAAAGUGAAGGAGACCAACUGUCAUUACCUUCCACAUAGAGCUGUCAUCAAAGAGCAUUCCACGACGAAGAUUCGUCCAGUCUUCGACGCCUCCGCUAAAGAAAGGGGCAAUGUCUCCUUAAAUGAUUGUUUAGCAAAAGGUCCUAACUACAUUGAACUAAUACCUAGUAUCCUGAAUAAAUUUCGAUUAUUUGAAUACGGAGUAAUAGCUGACAUUCGAAAGGCUUUUUUGCAGAUAGAGAUAAGUGAAGCGGAUCGCAACUUUCUCAGAUUUUUGUGGUGGGAGGGUGGCGACCCUGCGAAAUUGAAAGUUUUCAGACAUCGCAGGGUAGUAUUUGGAGUAAACUCGAGUCCUUUUCUCCUGGGAGCCACUCUAAAUUAUCACUUAAGCCAUGUUCCACAUCAUCUGCAAGAAACAGCUUUAAAACUUAAGAAAUUGAUGUAUGUUGAUAAUUGCGUUAUGAGUUGUCAGUCCAAGGAGGAGCUGAUGGAUUUUAUAAGGCAGUCUAGAGAAAUCAUGCGUUUAGCAUGCUUUGAUUUAAGAGGUUGGGUAUACAAUGGUAUACAAACAGAGACGUCACCGGUUUGCGACGGCGACGAAAGGACAUUGAGAACUUUGGAAAUCCAGCACGAUGAAAUAGUCAGUGUGCUAGGAUUGAAUUGGGAUAUUUCAGAGGACGUUUUAUACUGUAAUGCAAACUUUAGAGUACCUAACGAUGAAAUUUUAACAAAAAGAGUGGUUCUGUCAUUAGCGAGUCAACUUNCGAUGGUGUUUGGAAUGUCGAGCAAUAGAAGAGCUGUCUGUCAUUUAGCGGCAGANGUUUUAUACUGUAAUGCAAACUUUAGAGUACCUAACGAUGAAAUUUUAACAAAAAGAGUGGUUCUGUCAUUAGCGAGUCAACUUUUUGAUCCAAUUGGAUUCCUUUCUCCAGUGACGUUAAUUCCAAAACUUCUGAUGCAAGAGUGUUGGAAAAGAAAGUUAGCUUGGGACACUCCAUUACCGCACGACUUAGAAAGAAGAUUGUUAAGGUGGAUAAAAGAAUUAAAAUUUUUGAAAGAGGUGAAAAUUCCUAGAAGGAUAGUAAAUGACUAUAGAGCAGCUGUCCAAUUUUCAUUUCAUGUAUUUUGUGAUGCGUCACAGUACUCUUAUGCCGCUUGUAUCUAUCUCAGACAGCAAGAUGCUUGCAACGUAAAAUGGCGGUUGAUCCAGGCUCGUACUCGUGUUGCUCCUCUGAAGUCCAUAUCGAUUUCUAGGCUUGAACUUUUAGCCUGUUNUAUCUAA
This is a messenger RNA of Centruroides sculpturatus (bark scorpion), 2376 nucleotides long. RefSeq lists its product as uncharacterized. NCBI's taxonomy places the organism in Eukaryota, Metazoa, Arthropoda, Arachnida, Scorpiones, Buthidae. The transcript has 3 exons. The record is from RefSeq and is a predicted model, not a curated record. Bases 1 to 2376 code for a protein of 791 amino acids.